Molecule: messenger RNA, 1329 nt
Organism: Jaminaea rosea
Lineage: Eukaryota; Fungi; Basidiomycota; Exobasidiomycetes; Microstromatales
Exons: 5
Coding region: 248-1096 (282 amino acids)
Source: RefSeq, a predicted model, not a curated record
CGAGGCCCGGCCUCAUUGGCAUGCAGCCGGCGGCAGGCGAGCAAGCAAGUGUUGAUUGGUCGCUGGAGUUGGCCGAGCAAGACUUCAAAGGGGAGCUUGACGCCGUGUAACGCAUCUUUCUCUCCUCUCCAUCAUCCCAGUCCUCUCUCCAUCCCCAAUCCUCACGGUUCCAUCUCCUCCUUCUCGGCCGAGCACUAACUCAAGACACUCUUUACUAGAUCUCAACCCCACUCUACAAUCUCUCAUCAUGAUUGCUGGCAAGCUCCUUCUUCCCCUCCUCGCCCUCGCCUCGGCGGCUGUGGCUGACAAGCCCACCUUCUCUGUCAACAAUCUCCCCGACAAGUGGGAGAAGGGACAGGUCGGCACCAACCAGUGCAAGAAGUACGGUGCUUCGAGCCCCAAGUCGAUGUGCCAGAACGUCUUCAUCAACUCGGUCGAUGACUUCUGCCUCUGGGCCCCCUUCGAAGGCCAAGGCACCGUCGGUGCUCAAGAGGAGCGCCACAUCUCCUACUGCCUCAAGUCCGGCUACGGCACCCGCCUCAUCCCCAAGGGCGCCGUCAAGCGAGCUCACUUUGUCAGGACGUCUGACUUCCUCCAGGUCACGGGCUCCGGUGACUUUACCUCCAUGCAUAUCAAGAAGGGCGACGAGGGUGGAGAGCUCGACCCGCACGGCGCGACGGGAGCAGGCAAUCCGCCGGGUGGGUUGGUAUACACACGCUCCGGCAACGGGUGGACGCAGCUGAAGGAGUGGUCGUCGUUCAUGAGCGCUACCGAGUUCUCGAUCCGCGCCUGCUUCCCGGGCAAGCCCAAUGCAACCAAGUACUGCCCUCACAUCUACGACGUCAUGGGCGCAAACUGGAACCACCCUGGCAACUACGGCGGCGGCUUCUCCAACUGCGACGCCGACUCUGGCCACUUCCCCGGCGUCUUCAAGGGCUCCACCUUCUACCAGGGCCAGAAGCACACCCCUUCGGGACACAAGGCCCCCAAGUCGUCCAACUGCCAGAACGUCGCUUCUCCCGCUGCGGGCGCCAAGGCUCAGCAGACUCCUUACAAGAGGGAGGAGAGGGCACAGCCCUUUGGCGAAGCCCAGUAGGCGCCGCAUCCGCGAUGACAAUCAACAAGCAACGACGACAAAUAAUGCACACUCUUGACGGCUCCCAUUUCGCUUUCACUUCUACAUGUAGCUUUCCAUGCAUUUCAUUACACUAGCACGCUCUCUCUACCUCAUCGAAUGGACAGUAUCUCCCCCCUUUCCCCAGCACACACGAGGCUUCCACGCCCGCCACGCCCGCUUUCUCUCUUGAAUACAAUCUCACUUCACUCCAC